AUGUCAGAAUCCAACGCCACAAAUGGUUCGAUUGGUUAUUCCUCUUACCAGCAAAAGUACCCAUCUACAGCAGGAUUUCCUGCUAAUGACCUGGCCUCGAUAAUCCUGUUCUUUUCUAUCAUAGCUCUUCUUUUUGUAUCUUUUGUAUUCUACUUUUGGUUUACUCAAUGGCACAAGAUUCCUCCUCAACAAAGGCACGAAGAAGAGCUAGAGCAUCAAAAAGAGGUCGAUCUUCUAGUCGAGAAUUUAAAGCAACAAGCAAAGACAACCUUUAAGAUACCUUUCAUCACCCUCAUAAUCGUAUUAUGGAAAAGUUCUCUAUAUUCAAGUCAGUUCUCCCCAGACGCACACACAUUGACACUGUCAGAGCAGCAACAACAAGCUCCAAUGUCUCACGAGUACCGCAAAGUGUUUUUUCAUCGGUUCACACAUUUAUUCUCCAUCAUGUUUAUGACAGCUAUGGCAAUUGCGUUAGCUAUUCUCAUUGGCACAGUAAGCACGCCUGUGGCCUCAAACACCUCCAGUGUACUACAGUCAUGUCUAUUUGUAUUCGUGGUCUGCAUCAACUUGUUUUUUAUCACACGGCAGCGUUUCUACUACAAGGAUCGCAAACAACUCUUUGGUGAAGACGAUGCUCACAUCAAUGCCGUUUACAAGACCCAAUUUAAAGACUGGAACCCCAAGAUGUUAUCAAACUGGAUCCAGAUUGCCAUUCUCACAAUCGAAUUCUUUCAGUUGCUGACAUUUCCACUACGAGAUCUUAUUACCGUAAAUUCAUUUGAUGAAGGACACGGUGGUGAGCAAACCAAGUUUACUCAUCUGGUGUCCCUUGUCAUGAAUGCAGGAGGAUUUAUGCCAGAUAUGAGAACUCCAACAUGGUACACAUAUUCCGUCUGGACUGCUUUUGCCGCCACAAUAGUAAGCUUCAUUGUUGCAGUUGUGUUUCAUUGCGUGAAUCUUUGGCGGCCCUACAAACUUCCUACUCGAUGGGUUCGGUGGUGCAUUCCUGUGGCGACAACAUUUGUAAGUUCUGCCGCCUGUCAAUCUCUCAAUAUACCCACACAUGAAUAUUCAGAAAAUCUUCGAUGUCAUUCCUCUCAAAUAUCGCAACAGCUCUAUCUGUGGAUGUCGCUUAUUGGAUAUGUACUCGCAUAUCUCCUGAUGACAGUCUUUCUUACAAGUUAUGAAAGAAUACCUCAACAAAACGAAAUUGCUUUCAAAUCUGUCAGUGUCGCUUUUAUUAAAAAUAUGGGCCUUUUGCUUGCCAUUGUUUUCCUCUUGGUCGAGUCUACAACAAACAAGAACAGAAUGCGGGCUAUCAUGUCUAUUACGAUUCUUUUGACUAUGAUAUGCUAUAAUAUAAAAUCAAAGCCUUGUUACGUUGAUAAGAUCAAUUUCUUUCGAACAGCCUCUUUUAGUUGCAUAUUAUGGGCCUCGGUCUUGGUGGCUAUUCUCAGUGAUACUAAUGCAGCUCAAAGUCUUGGUCCUCUUGCUGUACUCUGUAUUAUUAUUGGUGGAUGGGCUAUCAUCAUAUUUCUUUUUCUUCUAAUUUACAUAAUUUAUUACAAGCAACCUGCCGAGUACACAGAAGAUGACCGGAUUGACUCCGGAAUUAUGGGAGUAUGCGAAGAGGCUCCAAUAGUUAAUACAAACUGGACAGCCAAAGGAAAGCAGAGAAUUUCAGAAAGAGAGUUGGAAGAUACACUAAAUCAGUAUUAUACUGGAGCAGCGACACGUAUUCCAGUCAAAAACACAUUAGAAGCUUUGCGAGAACAAAAUGCUCCCCUUUCCUUUAAAGAAACAACUACCAGACAUCAUCAAGAGCCAGUGGAAGAGGAAGGAUGGGUUGACUGGGCAACAAAACUGUGGCGAAGAUAA
Molecule: messenger RNA, 1878 nt
Organism: Phycomyces blakesleeanus NRRL 1555(-)
Lineage: Eukaryota; Fungi; Mucoromycota; Mucoromycetes; Mucorales; Phycomycetaceae
Exons: 4
Coding region: 1-1878 (625 amino acids)
Source: RefSeq, a predicted model, not a curated record